CAUUCGAAAUUACGCAGCAUUAAUUUUAUAUGGGAAAUUCAGCAGUAAUAUAAUUGUUGUAUAAUUGUUUCUCGUGAAUUUAUAAGGAGUGCUUCAAGUGUUGCACUAUUAUCAUUUAAAUGCAAUAGUGUAGUAAAGAGGUAAAUUUUGCAGGAGAAUGGUAUGUCGAUUGAUCGACCAGGAAAACAAUGAUAUAGAAUGAUCUAUAGAGGGUGCAAUAGUGUUGCUGAAAACAACAGUUGGUGAUAUUGAUUUAGAAUUGUGGUCAAAGGAAACGCCUAAAGCAUGCCGUAACUUUGUCCAGUUAUGCAUGGAGGGAUACUACAAUGACACAAUAUUUCACAGAGUUGUGAAAGGUUUCAUCAUUCAAGGUGGAGACAGAACUGGCACUGGCACUGGAGGAGAAUCUAUCUAUGGACACCCAUUCAAGGAUGAGUUUCACUCCCGGUUACGGUUUAACAGACGAGGUCUCCUGGCCAUGGCAAAUGCAGGUCAGGAUGAUAAUGCAUCACAGUUUUUCUUCACAUUGGGUCCAACUCCAGAGUUGCAGAACAAGCAUACAGUCUUUGGUAAAGUAACUGGUGAGACAAUUUUCAACAUGCUGAAAUUAGAAGAUGCGCUUGUUGAUAAGUUAAAUGUUUGCUUCAUCAUUUUCCAGGAUGAUAAACCACUCUAUCCACAGAAAAUAAUAAAAGCAGAAAUUCUAUAUAAUCCUUUUCCUGAUAUUAUACCAAGGACACAACCCACAACAAGGGAAGACAAAGUGGGAAAGAGCAAAAAAGAGAAGAGGGCUGGAGUCAAAAAUUUCAAGUUAUUGUCAUUUGGUGAAGAAGCAGAGGAGGAUGAAGAGGAAACCAGUGAAGCGAACAGGAAAUACUCAGGGCGCAGCAAAUCAACACAUGACAUUCUGAAGGAUCCUGGACUCAGUGCAGUGCCAGCGAUUGAAACAGAAGAGGAAAUCAAGGAGAUCAAUAAGUGGACAUUGGGUUCGAGUGACAGUGAUCCUGCCCUCAGUGAAGAUGAAGUUAUACAUAGAGGAAGCAAUGCAUCUCAUGGAGAUAGGGAUGAGUUAAGCAGAAUCAAGAAAAAACUAAAAGUGGACAAAGAUAGUGACAUACAACCAUCUGUUUCCAAGAAUUCAAAGGCAGAUAAAAAUGAAGAAAAGGAGAACCACAGUAAUUUGAGAAGAAAAACGGAUGAUAUUCAGAAAGAAGCACAGAAACUAAAAUGGGAAUUACAGAGAAAAGUGGAGGAAAAGGAAGAAAAAGCUGAAAUAAAAAGUGAAGUAGCAAAAAAUGAGGCAAUUGAGGCUUACAAACAGGAACAAGAAAAAUAUAAACAGCUGAAGAGUCAGAUGCCUGAGAAAGGUUCAUCAAGAGAACAGUUUACAUUAUCAUUAUUGGCCAAGUUCCAAAAGAAGCUGUCAUCUGCAAAAGAUAAAGCCCGUGAAAAGUCAGGUGAUAAAGCAGGACAGUCUUCCCCCAACUUGGAGAAUAAGACCGAAGAUGAUGAUGAUGAUGAAGACUGGCUUUCCCAUAUGCUGAUAUUUGAAACUAAUACACCUGUACUUGCCAAAGAUGCAAGUACCAAAACUGAUGACUGGUUUGAAAUCUAUGAUCCACGAAAUCCUAUCAAUAAGAGGAGAAGAGAAGCAAGUAAAGAUGCUAUGAAAACUAGAGAUAAGCAGUAAAGGAAUAUCAGAUCCACAUUUAUUUGAACUUUUUGACUCAAAAUGAUUCCAAGAGCAUGUGGUUAAGCUAUGGACAUCCAGUUGCUUGACAUUCUGUGUGUACAAAUGAGUUGGUACAGGAAUAGAGGUUCAUACGAUGUUAAAUUAUUCACUGUUUGAAUAUUUUUGUCUUCUGGGUUUUGCACCGUGUAGUCUGGUAGAAGUUUGCUGGCGUUUCAGAGGUGCUUACUGCACCUGCACCUCCAAAGUGGUGAUGAACUUCUACCAGACUACACCAGAGGAGAGCCACUUUUGUACUUGCUCCCAUGUGAACCUGAAUAUAAUUGUUGAUAGUUUAAUAGGCAGUAUGAGAAUAAAGUGAUUGUCAUUGAAAGUAUUAA
Molecule: messenger RNA, 2070 nt
Organism: Zootermopsis nevadensis
Lineage: Eukaryota; Metazoa; Arthropoda; Insecta; Blattodea; Termopsidae
Source: RefSeq, a predicted model, not a curated record